Punica granatum (pomegranate) is the source of this 1314-nucleotide messenger RNA. The record is from RefSeq and is a predicted model, not a curated record. NCBI's taxonomy places the organism in Eukaryota, Viridiplantae, Streptophyta, Magnoliopsida, Myrtales, Lythraceae.
UGAAGAGAAAACCGAAUCUGAAAACCCUAAUCUAAUCGAGAGAUCUCCUCGACAGCCCUUCCAUUACCUUCUUCCCCUCUUAUAUUAAUCCCCCCUUCCCCUCAUUGUCACCCACCAACUCCAUUCUCAUUUCCUCUCUCUCUACCUCCUCUCAAUUCUCUUGCUGGAUCGAUCGAUUGAUUCGGGCGGUUCUCGGCUCCGCUCUCUCUCACCCCUCCAAUCAAUCAACCUGCUUGAUCGGAUCGGAACCGAUCGAUCACCGCAACGGCGUUGUGAAUGGUAGAAAUCUCGAGCAGCAGCAGCGGCAGAUUGAUGCUCUCCCUUCCCCAGCUAAGGGCGAGCACUCUUGUCUUUGCGUUCGGAUCCUGCAAGGAGGGCUGGUACUACCGCUGUAUCGGCGUCGACCCGUGAGACCCUUCUUCCGCCCACCGCUCUCCGCCCGGCUCGGAUCGGCUGAUCCCUUCGUCUUCUUCUUCUUGUUCUAUUCUAGAAAGAUCGCCCCGUUUUUCGUUUUUCCGGUAGACACGAUGUUGCUCAGCAAGCAGAAGAAGAACCAGAGCCCCAGGGGCAACAGGCUCCUUGUUAGUAUCACCGUCAUGGGGAGCGCGGGCCCGAUCCGCUUCGUCGUGAAUGAGGAGGAACUCGUCGCGGCCGUCAUCGACACGGCUCUUAAGUCCUACGCACGGGAGGGGAGGCUUCCGGUCUUGGGUUCCGACCUCGACGAUUUCCUGCUCUACUGUCCCAAUUAUGGAUCUGAUGCUUUGAGUCCCUGGGACACGAUUGGAUCUCAAGGCGCACGGAACUUCCUGCUAUGCAAGAAGCCGCAGAGCGAGAGGACCGACGGCGAAAGAUCAGCAGCUGCAAUCACCCGCAAGGGUGGGUUAAGCUGGAAGUCAUGGAUCAACAAGUCAUUCAACCUCAAAAUUUCUUCCCACUGAAGAGACUAAUGAGAAAAAGCAGUUUCCUCCGUGAAAGUCCUACUUCGAAUCCUGUGAGCCUCUCUACAUUCGGCGUGUGCGAAACGAGGAAGCCAGCAUUACUUGUUUCGAAUCCUCCAGAGGUCUACAGAAUCCAGCAUUACUCUUUAGAUUGUAUGGCAGUGUUAGAAUUGUUAGUUCUGUUUACAUCUUCUUGGGUCAUUCCAUAGUUUCAGCCAGUCAAAAUUGUUGCCGUCUGAUUUUCUCUUCGACUUUCGAGUUGUCUUAAACAUUCUUUAAUGAAUGCUAUGGUCUCUUAUUAGUUUUGUUCGACCUUGAGCUUCUGUACCUGGUAAUAUGAGCUCCGGAUUAUCGAACUUCAGAUUGAGUUCAAAUG